CAGUGACAUUUCACUGGCCCUACAAUAGAAUUGUUCGCACGAAGUAUUUCAACAGGUUUCCUUCAUAUUUCUUUAUCAAUCCUGACGAUAAAUAUUGAGCGAUCUCCAGUUAGGUGUCAGCAUUUCAGGAAUUGACAUUGGAAUAAUGUUUAUUCUUUUCAAUUCAUAUAGCCAGGCAUAAUGUGAUCUCUGAUUGUACUUUUUUAUAUGGUGUACAGCGAAAGGUCGUAGACUUUUCAUAAACGCACCAGAAUAGGUUAUUCGAUUAAUAGACAUAAUGAGGGUGCUUUCAUGAUUAACUAACCUCAUAAAGACUGGAACAAAAUUAUAUAUAUAUAAAUUGAAUAAAGCUAUUAACAAAUUGCCGCCUAUCUUGGUAUUGAUUUCGCGUUUGAAGUUCGAACAUGCCAUUACGUAAAUGGGUGAAACCAUAAUUUAUGGAUGACCUUUGAACGACACCAUGGUGACCCUGAGAAUGUCUACCUACUUAGUAGGCCCAAAGGAGGAUUAUAAACCAGUGUGAAUAAUAAUGGUUAUGAUUUACAGUUGAUGGUUAGAUUUAGGAAUUAGAUUUAUGGUUUUUAUCACGAACUUACAUAACUGAAAUGCCAAAACGCUCCUUAAUAUAUGAAUGAAUUUCCCACCAAAAUCCAUCGUCUGUUGUUUUUUACCUGCCUAGUUCGUCCAUAAAUUAUAGUGCAGCAAUGCUGGACUGUAUAUGUAGUCAAUUAUUAUUAUAAGUGCACUGGUUUUAUGCGGUAAAAUGUGAUGGAAGAGUGAAGAACAACUAUUAUCGGUCAUUUAAUUACAAAAUAUACAGUAGUCAGAAGAAUUCUUUACGUUCCACCGUACCGAUUUCAGUGCUUUGUAAAAGACAUAACAAUAUCAACUACAAUUUAAUAUUCAAGUAACAAUCCGUGCUUUCAGUUAACCCUGGAAGGAGCGAGUCUCAGAUGUUUAACAUUAUGGUCCGCACUUGAGUGUAGUUAUCAUUAAGUUAGAAGUAAUAAUGUGAUUCGCAGUUGUUAUCGAUUCGCUAUAAAGUCAGACUCUAAUUACCAAUUCAUGUGCUUAUAUAUUAAGCUAAUAAACAUUUACAGGCAUGUAUAAUUUUAGUUAAAUGUACGAUAUAUAUUAUCCUUGCUAAAUAUACUGAUCGGUAAUGCACUGUAACAUUCAAUAUUGAUAUCUGGUAAUAAACAAUAAGUAAUCAAUACAAUCUGCAAUGGCAGUGAUGUAGAGUGAAUAAUGUUAGGACUAUGUUUCAAUAACCAUGUAGUAAAUUAGGAAUAAAUUGUGGCGAAGCUUGAAAUGAAAUAAAUUUAACUUGUUACAUUUAAUACCUAACAUACUCUACUCAUCCUUUUAUCUAUCAUAUUUUAUAUUUACACUGAACUAUCUAAUAAGGGUUUAAUAUAGUUGAUAUUUACAAUAUGAUUGUGCAACGCGGUAAAUGGACUCUUAGAAUUAAAGCCAUUUGCUUUGUGCUCAUUGCCCUUUUCAUUUUACGGUUGAUCAAUAUCUCACCAAGUUUACUCUAUCUUGAUAAUAUGGAACUGAUUCAUGAAGAUAUAUUCGAUUCAAACUCUUCAGAGUUAGAACUGGCUAUGAUACUGCACAAAAGUUAUUCUACUAUUUAUGAAACUUCAGAUCAAAAAUACUCUCUGAGAUUUGAUGUAGAAGAAAAAAGACUGAAGAGAUUAUAUGAUUCCCUAAGUAAAAAUACUUCAGUGAAAACAUUUCUCAACUAUGGAUCUCAAAAAAUUUAUACACCAAUGGAUUUUUCUAAAUGUUAUGCCUCAAAGUGUACAGUUAUCACUGAAAUAGAAAGGUGGCAUGAGGCUGAUGCACUUAUUUUGACGAAGAAUCUAAAACCAGAUGGAAUUCGGCCACUUGGACAAUUAUGGUUUACUUUAAUACAUGAAUCUCCUGAGCAUAUAUCAUUGGAAAACACACUGGAUAACGAAGUUAAUUUUACCAUAUCUUUUCGUUUGGAUUCAACGAUUUAUUCGCCAUACGGUUAUUAUGAACCACAUUUAAAGUAUCAUGAACCAAAAACAAGAUAUCCUCUGCCUUCUCGAAAUUAUGCUGCCGGUAAAUCGAAACAGGUAGCAUGGUUUGUGAGUAAUUGUGGAGCUAAAAGUCCUAGACUACAAUACGCAAAGGAACUUUCAAAAUAUAUCUCAGUUGAUAUAUAUGGUAAAUGUGGUACAAAAAUAUGUCCAAGGAAUUUGGUACGUGAUCCCUUGUUGCCUGACUGUUUUAAGUUAAUUCGUGAGAACUACAAAUUUUACCUGAGCUUUGAAAAUAGUUUGUGUAGAUGGUAUAUAACUGAGAAGCUUUUUAAGAAUGCACUGAAAAACGAUAUACUUCCAAUUGUGAUGGGUGCUUCGAUAGAAGAAUAUGAAAGAGUCGCUCCUCCAUACUCUUUCAUUCACGUUGAUCAAUUCGAAUCACCAGCUAAACUGGCAGACUAUUUGAAGUAUUUGGAUAAGAAUGAUACUGCAUAUAAUGAAUAUUUUGCAUGGCAUGGUCAUGGAAUCAUACAUGAUUGGGAUUCACAACCUCAAUGUGCGAUGUGUCUACUGGCACAUACAUCUCAAGCAUUUGGUCCAUAUUGGGUUCCGAAAGUGGCACGAUGGUGGAAUGAUGGAUGUAAUGGUCGGAAAUUGCGUUGGAAUCCAUGAAUUGUAAAUAUUAACAACACUAACACAGUUGUAUUAUACUUCUUUUGACAAUAGUUCAACUUUCAAUUAGUCAAUUAUGGAUCGCCAACUUAUUCUCUAAUUUCUUUAGGUUAACCUAGGAUUUGGGAAGAUGUUUCAAACAUUGUUCGUGUUCAAUUGUCUGGACGUUUCUCUCAAAUAUGCUGCAUUACAAUCAUGACAGUUGAUCUCAUACACAAUAUUCUGUUGUUCUUCUUUUGAGAACCUAUCCUUAACUUUAACUAAUGCUGAUCUCAUGGUAUCCCAAGCCCAGAAGUAAACUCUUAUAUCAUUUUUGUUUAGAAUCCUUUUGAGUUCUCCUGAUGUUUCACCACGAUAUGGGAUGACUACGGUGGACUUCCAAUCGUUCAGUAUACAUUCUAGUUUGGUUUUUCUUCCAUUUCUAAUAAUCUUCUUUGAAAACUCCUAAUGGUAGUUUUUAUCCUUAAGCGUAGAUAAAACUCUAUUCAAUUCAAUCUGUUGGUCUUCCUUAUCUGUAACGAGAUUCAUACUUUUGUUAAUUAAAUUUUUUACAACUGUGACUUUCGUACAACAAGCAUGAGCACAACCUUAAUCUGAGUAUUUUUCAGAAUGGGUUGACUACUUCAAUACAUUAAUAUUCAACCUAUCAUUAUGUCUUCUAUUAAGCAAACAAUCGGGAAAUUUUUAGUUUGUUGCCAGUG
Messenger RNA from Schistosoma rodhaini, 3388 nucleotides. NCBI's taxonomy places the organism in Eukaryota, Metazoa, Platyhelminthes, Trematoda, Strigeidida, Schistosomatidae. The record is from the annotation of a GenBank genome assembly.